This is a messenger RNA of Arabidopsis lyrata subsp. lyrata, 1097 nucleotides long. RefSeq names its product glutathione S-transferase F10. The transcript has 3 exons. The record is from RefSeq and is a predicted model, not a curated record. Gene Ontology annotation, cellular component: cytoplasm. NCBI's taxonomy places the organism in Eukaryota, Viridiplantae, Streptophyta, Magnoliopsida, Brassicales, Brassicaceae. Gene Ontology annotation, molecular function: glutathione transferase activity; glutathione binding. The coding region runs from base 192 to 839 and encodes 215 amino acids.
CACCUAUACCGACACUUGUUUAAAUAAUAGUAAAUAGUUAAAUACAAACAAGUGCGACUGCGUUCACUGUGCGACCGCAAACGCAGCUAACCAGAUCCCUUUUCUCUCUCUUUCCCUCUAUAAAAUCGCGUCCUUGCUUGCUAUAGUGAGUUUAGAAAGAAACUGAUAGUAGAAAAAAAGAGAGAAGAAAAAUGGUGUUGACGAUCUAUGCUCCUUUAUUCGCUUCUUCGAAGAGAGCCGUUGUAACCCUAGUGGAGAAGGGAGUAUCAUUCGAGACCGUCAAUGUCGAUCUCAUGAAAGGAGAACAGAGAAAGCCUGAGUAUCUCGCGAUUCAGCCUUUUGGUAAAAUCCCAGUGCUCGUCGAUGGAGACUACAAAAUCUUCGAGUCGCGUGCGAUCAUGAGGUAUAUAGCAGAGAAGUAUAGAUCACAAGGACCUGAUCUUUUGGGUAAGACAAUUGAAGAGAGAGGACAAGUAGAGCAAUGGCUUGACGUUGAGGCUACAAGUUAUCACCCACCACUAUUGGCUUUAACGCUUAACAUUGUUUUUGCUCCACUUAUGGGUUUUCCUGCUGAUGAGAAAGUUAUUAAGGAGAGUGAAGAGAAGCUUGGAGAAGUGCUUGAUGUCUAUGAAGCUCAGCUUUCAAAGAAUGAAUACUUGGCUGGUGAUUUUGUGAGUCUAGCUGAUUUAGCUCACCUUCCUUUCACUGAGUAUCUCGUUGGUCCUAUUGGGAAGGCUCAUUUGAUCAAAGAUAGGAAGCAUGUUAGCGCGUGGUGGGAUAAGAUUAGUAGCCGCGCUGCGUGGAAGGAGGUUUCCGCAAAGUACUCCCUACCUGUGUAAACAAGGAGAUGUUGACUUGGGGUUUGUGUGAGCUUUGUGUCUUGUGAGGGAGUCCGUUUCGGGUCGAUUGUCUCUUUGUUUCAAUAAGAAACGGAACUCUGCCUCAUUUCUUAUCUCUGGUUUCUUGUAUUUUGUAACCCUUUCAAGCUUUUCAAUAAGAGUUUAUAAUCAGAGUGAUCAAAACCUCCUGUUUAAAACCGAUGAACCAGACGGUUUUGGAUAGUUAGAUAUACAUUGUUUGUUGAAGGAUUGCAUUUA